Messenger RNA from Jaculus jaculus (lesser Egyptian jerboa), 1209 nucleotides. It is a transcript of the gene Efhd1, whose product is annotated as EF-hand domain family member D1. Gene Ontology annotation, molecular function: calcium ion sensor activity. The transcript is spliced from 5 exons. NCBI's taxonomy places the organism in Eukaryota, Metazoa, Chordata, Mammalia, Rodentia, Dipodidae. The coding region runs from base 49 to 759 and encodes 236 amino acids. The record is from RefSeq and is a predicted model, not a curated record. Gene Ontology annotation, cellular component: mitochondrial inner membrane.
GCGCGCCGUCCGCCCGGUCCAGCGUCCCCGGACCCCCGAUCGGUCACCAUGUCCAGCGAGGAGCUGGCGCGCAAGCUGCGGCGCCGGUUGUGGCUCGAGGAGGCGGCGGAGGGCGGCCGGGGCGACCCCCAGCCCUCACCCGUCGCGGCCGCGGUCCCGGAGCCGCCGGCCCGAGAGCUGCCCGCCAGCGCGGACGCCGAGCUGAGCGCGCAGCUGAACCGGCGUCUGGACAUCGCCGAGGGCGCGGCGCGGCCCCGCCGCUGCCGGGUCUUCAACCCCUACACCGAGUUCCCAGAGUUCAGCCGGCGUCUCAUCAAGGACCUGGAGGGCAUGUUCAAACUGUAUGACGCAGGACGGGACGGCUUCAUUGACCUGAUGGAGCUGAAGCUGAUGAUGGAGAAGCUGGGGGCCCCCCAGACCCACCUGGGUCUGAAGAGUAUGAUCAAGGAAGUGGACGAGGACUUUGAUGGCAAGCUGAGCUUCCGGGAGUUCCUGCUUAUUUUCCACAAGGCUGCAGCCGGGGAGCUGCAGGAGGACAGCGGGCUGAUGGCACUGGCCAAGCUCUCUGAGAUCGAUGUUGCCCUGGAGGGUGUCAAAGGUGCCAAGAACUUCUUUGAAGCCAAGGCCCAGGCCUUGUCAUGUGCCAGCAAGUUCGAAGCAGAGUUAAGAGCAGAGCAAGAUGAGCGGAAACGGGAGGAGGAGACCAGGAGGCUCCGCCAAGCAGCCUUCCGGGAGCUCAAGGCUGCUUUUAGCACAUAGUCCUGCUAUUUUUCCACUCUUCAGUCCUGAGCUACUCAACUGUAAGAAUGAAAGCAUUGCUAGAAGUAACAUUAGUCAAAGGAUUCCUGUUAACUCCGACUAUGCAAACCACCUCACAGCAGAUCCUGACAUUCUCAAGUCAAACACCCAGGUCUUCUCUGAUCCCAGAAAUCAUGGCCAUCCACCUCAUCAGGUGUUUCCAGCGCCCUCUCCAAGGUGCUGACAUAAAGAUGUUCCCACCCUCAGGACAGCUUUUUGUAUCUUGUGAGUUUUCGGGAUUUCUGACAAACAUCAAGGGUUUGUUGUAUUUUUUAAAACAGAAACAUUUCCUAAUGUCAUAUUUAUUACUUCUCUUUUGUAAUUGCAAUCUUUAUAAUAAAGAAAACAUCUGUCUUUCUAUCUUACAGCCAUUUCCUUUUAAAUAAAAUGUGCAAAUGAACCUGGCCUUCA